AUGGCGAACCUUACAUUUGCGCACUCUGAUGCGCCCCUCAAGACGGUGGAGGAGAUCCAGUUCGGUCUCCUCUCGCCCGAGGAGAUCAAGAACAUGAGCGUGGCUCACAUCAUGUACCCUGAAACCAUGGACGAGUCGCGUCAGAAACCCCGCGUCAAUGGUCUCAACGAUCCUCGUCUUGGCUCCGUCGACCGCCAAUUCAAGUGUGCAACCUGCCAGCAGAGCAUGAACGAGUGUCCAGGUCAUUUUGGUCACAUUGAGCUGGCGAAACCUGUCUACCAUCCUGGCUUCAUCAAGAAGAUCAAGAAGAUUCUCGAAUCCGUCUGUCACAAUUGCAGCAAGGUUUUGGAAGACAGAAGCAACCCAGACUUCCUGCAAGCGGUCAAUAUCCGCGACAAGAAGAGAAGAUUCCAGGAAGUAUGGGGUGUUUGCAAGGACAAGAACAUUUGCUCCAACGAGGUUCCCAAGGAUGAUGGCGAGUACGAGCCUGGAAAUAAGGCGCCCAAGAACAGCCACGGAGGCUGUGGCAACAAUCAGCCCAAGAUUCGCCAGACCGCAUUGCAGCUGUGGGCCCAGUUCGAGCAAAAGGACGAAGAGAACAACAAGGUUAAAGAUAAGCGACUGUUGACACCCGAGAUGGCUCUCAACAUCCUCAAGCGCAUCUCAGACGACGAUCUGAUCGACAUGGGACUCAAUACGGACUAUGCCCGGCCCGAGUGGAUGAUCAUCACAGUGCUUCCUGUGCCGCCUCCCCCGGUUCGUCCUAGUAUCUCCAUGGACGGCACGGGCACCGGCAUGCGAAAUGAAGAUGAUUUGACCUACAAGCUUGGUGACAUCAUCCGCGCCAAUGGCAACGUUCGACAGGCCAUCCAAGAGGGAUCGCCAGCCCACAUUGCUGCUGAAUUCGAGCAGCUGCUGCAGUAUCACGUGGCCACCUUGAUGGACAACGAUAUCGCUGGCCAGCCUCAAGCAUUGCAAAAGAGUGGCCGUCCUGUCAAGUCCAUCCGCGCUCGUCUCAAGGGAAAGGAAGGACGUCUACGUGGUAACUUGAUGGGUAAACGAGUCGAUUUCUCAGCGCGUACGGUUAUUACUGGAGAUGCCAAUCUGUCUCUCGACGAAGUCGGCGUUCCUAGAAGUAUCGCCAGAACUUUGACAUAUCCCGAGACCGUCACCAUGUAUAACCAGGAGCAGCUGACUGCUUGUGUUCGCAAUGGGCCCACCGAGCAUCCGGGUGCGAAGUACAUCAUCCGAUCCGAUGGGUCACGUGUAGACCUACGCCACCAUAAGAACAGAGCUGACAUCGUGCUGGAAUGGGGUUGGAAGGUGGAGAGACAUAUCCGUGAUGGUGACUACAUCAUCUUCAACCGACAACCGUCUCUGCACAAGGAGUCCAUGAUGGGACACAGAGUGAGAGUCAUGCCCUACUCGACCUUUCGGCUGAACCUUUCCGUCACGUCCCCCUACAACGCUGAUUUCGACGGUGAUGAGAUGAACUUGCACGUUCCUCAAACCGAAGAAACUCGUGCCGAGGUCAAGGAACUUUGCUUGGUGCCGAUCAAUAUUGUCUCCCCUCAGCGAAACGGACCCUUGAUGGGUAUCGUACAAGACACUCUGGCGGGUAUAUACAAGAUGUCCCGCCGUGACGUUUUCAUGACCAAGGAGAUGGUCAUGAACAUUAUGUUGUGGGUGCCAAACUGGGACGGCAUCAUUCCACAGCCCGCAAUCCUCAAGCCGAGACCUCGCUGGACUGGCAAGCAGAUCGUCAGCAUGGUCAUCCCAGCUGAAAUCAGUCUCUACAACAAGCCUGGCGGCGGCUCAGCCUGGAACCCGUUGGAUGAUGAAGGCAUCUGCAUUCAGUCUGGUGAACUUCUCUUUGGACUUCCUGCAAAGAAAAUCGUCGGUGCUGCUGCUGGCGGUGUUAUUCACCUAUGCUACAACGAGCUUGGUCCCGAGGGCGCGAUGGCUUUUCUUAAUGGGUGCCAACGUGUCGUCAACUACUGGCUUUUGCACUGGGGUCACAGCAUUGGUAUCGGUGAUACUAUCCCGGACAAGAGCACUAUUGAAAAGAUUCAGGCCCACAUUGACGCUCAAAAAGCAAUUGUCGCUGAGCUGACCCAGCAAGCCACGGACAACGAGCUCGAGGCGCUGCCAGGUAUGAACAUUCGUGAGACCUUUGAAAGUAAGGUCUCGGUUGCUUUGAACGCCGCCCGUGACAAGGCCGGUACCACAACUCAAAAGAGUUUGAAGGAUAUCAACAACGCCAAACUUAUGGCCGAUUCCGGUUCCAAGGGAUCUUCUAUCAACAUUUCCCAGAUGUCGGCUCUUGUCGGCCAGCAGAUUGUCGAAGGAAAGCGUAUUCCCUUUGGCUUCAAGUACCGUACUCUGCCACACUUUACGAAGGAUGACUAUUCGCCCGAGGCGCGUGGUUUCAUCGAGAACUCGUAUCUUCGAGGACUGACGCCUUCCGAGUUCUUCUUCCACGCCAUGGCUGGUCGUGAAGGUCUGAUCGAUACUGCUGUCAAGACAGCUGAAACUGGUUACAUUCAGCGACGUCUUGUCAAGGCUCUGGAAGAUGUCAGCGCAAGGUACGACGGCACUGUUCGUAACUCCCUGGGUGACAUUAUUCAGUUCAUCUAUGGUGAGGAUGGUGUGGACGCAAUGAUUGUAGAGAAGCAAUUCAUGGAUCACUGGGCACUUCGCACCGUUGAUUUUGAGCGGCGCUACCGCAUUGAUGUCAUGGAAGGCGGCAGCGCCAUUUCCGAGGCCAUCGAGAAUGCUGGCAACAUCAUGAUUGGUGAUGCCGAGGUCCAGGAAUUGCUCGAUGAAGAGUUUGAGAAAAUUUCUCAAGAUCGCGAUUUCCUGCGAGAGAUCAAACUGAAGUCUGAGAAAUUGGAAGAUGCUAUCCAGUUGCCUCUCAACAUUACUCGUUUGAUCGAGUCUACCAAGAAAUUCCUUCGCGUUGACGACUCGAAGCGCAGUAAUCUGGACCCCAGAGAAGUCAUUCCAGCGGUCAAGGGCCUGUUGGAAAGAAUGGUGGUUGUGAAAGGACAGGAUCCUAUUUCAAAGGAGGCUGACCACAGCUCAACCCUGUUCUUCAAGGCACUGCUGCGCUCUCGCCUUGCGUUCAAGCAACUGGCCAUGCAUCACCGCUUGACGAAGGCUGCCUUCAACCACAUUAUGGGUGAACUAGAGAGUCAGUGGUCACGCUCAUUGGUCCACCCCGGUGAGAUGGUUGGUGUUCUAGCUGCCCAGUCUAUCGGUGAGCCCGCUACGCAGAUGACACUGAAUACUUUCCAUUUCACUGGUGUGUCAUCUAAGAACGUUACACUUGGUGUGCCGCGUCUCAAGGAAAUUUUGAACGUUGCAAAGGACAUCAAGACACCUUCCAUGAUGGUGUACCUGAAGGAAGGUGGACAGAACCAAGAGGUUGCCAAGCGACUUCGAAGUACUGUGGAGCACACCAACUUGCGUGCUGUCACUGAAAAGAUUGAAAUUUACUAUGACCCAGACAUUCAGUCGACUAUCAUUCCUGACGAUGGGGACAUUGUAGAUUCUUACUUCAUGGUCUUUUCCGAGGGCCAGGAGGCUCUCUCUCUACAGUCACGUUGGCUCCUGCGUAUCACUCUCGAUCGGCAGAAGAUGCUGGACAAGAACUUGAUCGUUGAUGAUGUAGCCGCACGCUUGAAGGAGGACUAUCCCAAGGAUCUAGCCGUCAUCAGCAGUGACAACAACGCUGAUCAACAGGUCAUUCGUAUCAGAACCAUUAUGGACGCCAAGGGAGAAGAGGAGGAGGGUGAGCAAGACGUGAUGCUCAAGAAACUCGGUGAACACUUGCUGAACACACUCACUCUUCGUGGUGUCAAGGGCAUUGAGAAGGCCUUCCUUAACCAAGCUCCUCGGCCAGCCAUUGAUAACAAUGGUGCCCUCAUUCAGAAGAAGGGUGACCCUCUGUGCGAGGAGUGGUACCUGGACACACAAGGUACGGCACUAAGAGAAGUUCUGGCCGUUGAAGGUGUCGAUUCAACCCGCACCACCUCCAAUGACUUGUGGCAGACAGUUGAGGUCUUUGGCAUUGAAGCCGCUCGUGGCUCUCUGCUCAACGAAUUGCGACGUGUGCUUGCAUUCGAUGGUUCCUAUGUCAACGAACGUCAUCUUGCUUUGCUCGUGGAUGUGAUGACCUACCGUGGCAGCAUCGCAGCUGUUACUCGUCACGGUAUCAACAGAGCAGACACUGGUGCUUUGAUGAGAUGUUCCUUCGAAGAGACUGUUGAGAUUCUCCUAGAGGCCGCAGCAACAGGUGAGAUGGAUGACUGUCGCGGAAUUUCCGAAAACGUCUUGCUUGGUCAGCUGGCACCUGUCGGUACCGGACACUUUGACGUCAUGCUCGAUCCCAAGAUGCUCGACACUGUUAUCUCGGACAACUCCCGCAUGGGUCUCAUGCCGGGUAUGAUGGUCAAGGGAGGGCAAGUCGACGGUGCUGCAACGCCCUACGACAUGCGGUCGCCCAUUGCAGACUCCGGUCUUAUGGGCUUCACAGAUCCCUCUAUGGGUAUGGCUGGUUCGUUCUCGCCCAUCACUGGCUCAGACAGCCCUCGUGGCGCUGGUGGACUCUCCGAGUAUGGUGGUUUCGGAGGGGCCAGCCCGUAUGGAGGCCGCAGCCCCGGUGCUACGAGUCCGUUUGGCGCAUCUGCCACUUCUCCUUUCAGCUAUUCACCGACGUCUCCUGGGGCUGGCUACUCUCCGACUUCGCCCAUGAUGGGUGGCAGUCGCUUUGCAAGCUCUCCUCAGUUCAGCCCGUCGUCGCCAUCGUUCUCGCCGUCUUCGCCCGGCUUUUCUGGUACGAGCCCGACCAGCCCGAGUUACAGUCCCAGUUCGCCAAGUUACUCUCCGACGUCGCCGUCAUCUCCGCGACACUACUCACCCACGUCGCCUACAGCUGGCUCUCCCUCGUACUCACCUUCGAGUCCCAACUACAGCCCGACGUCUCCCAAUCUGGCUGCGUCGCCAUCUUACAGUCCGGCCUCUCCAAAUUACUCGCCCACUUCGCCUGCACACAACUACUCGCCCACGAGCCCGCAGUACAAUAGCCAAUCGCCUACCAGUCCUGGGUACUCCCCUUCGUCGCCCAAGUGGUCGCCAAAGACCCCGGCUCCCGGUGGCAGCACAAGCCCGAAGUUUUCUCCCACUUCUCCCAAGAAUGACUAG
This is a messenger RNA of Pestalotiopsis fici W106-1, 5205 nucleotides long. RefSeq names its product DNA-directed RNA polymerase II subunit rpb1. Gene Ontology annotation, cellular component: RNA polymerase II, core complex. The transcript has 4 exons. NCBI's taxonomy places the organism in Eukaryota, Fungi, Ascomycota, Sordariomycetes, Amphisphaeriales, Sporocadaceae. Gene Ontology annotation, molecular function: DNA binding. The record is from RefSeq and is a predicted model, not a curated record. Gene Ontology annotation, biological process: transcription by RNA polymerase II. The coding region runs from base 1 to 5205 and encodes 1734 amino acids.